Neoarthrinium moseri is the source of this 1233-nucleotide messenger RNA. RefSeq lists its product as uncharacterized. Gene Ontology annotation, molecular function: epoxide hydrolase activity. Gene Ontology annotation, biological process: epoxide metabolic process. Bases 1 to 1233 code for a protein of 410 amino acids. The transcript has 4 exons. NCBI's taxonomy places the organism in Eukaryota, Fungi, Ascomycota, Sordariomycetes, Amphisphaeriales, Apiosporaceae. The record is from RefSeq and is a predicted model, not a curated record.
AUGAGUUCUUCGUUUUCUGUACUGCCUAGUAAUGCUCAGCAGCAGCCGAAACCAUUCGAGCUCAAAGUACCAGAGCAGGAAAUCGAAAAGUUCCGCACGCUUUUGAGCCUCUCUGAGAUUGGGUCCGAUACCUGGUGGUCACAGCCAAGCAAUGGAUACUUCGGAGUAACGCGACAGUGGCUUAUGCAGGCCAAGGACGAAUGGCUACGGUUCGACUGGAGAAAAACUGAGAACCGAGUGAACGCAUUUCCCAACUUCAAGGUCGAUAUCACCAGCGGCGGCCAGCACCACAAGGUCCAUUUUGCGGCAUUAUUCUCCUCAAAAGCAGAUGCAUUCCCCGUGAUUUUCUUGCACGGAUGGCCUGGCUCGUUUCUCGAGUUUCUCCCAAUGCUGGAGCUCUUGGCCGAGAAGUAUACUCCAGCAACACUGCCCUGGCAUGUCAUCGUGCCUUCUAUCCCUGACUAUGGGCUGACGACAAGAGAUGAUCACCAACAAGAAAUGAGAUUUUCCCAAGCAGCGGGGAUUAUGAACGAAUUGAUGGUACAACUUGGUUUCAAAUCAGGUUAUGCCGCUCAGGGUGGUGAUGUUGGAAGCGGCAUUGCGACUACAAUGGCAAGCAUGUUUCCUGAAUGUGUCGCUUACCAUCUCAACUUACCGUUCAAGAACAUGGUCCCCACAGAUCUCCCACUGGACUUGUUGACAGUAGAUGAGAGGGCCCAAAUGGAGCGAUCUGCAGAAUGGAUGAAGACGGGAAUGGCUUACGCGUUUGAACAAGGUACACGACCGGCGACCAUUGGACUUGUUCUCUCCUCAAACCCACUGGCGAUGCUUGCCUGGAUUGGUGAAAAGUAUCUGGAGUGGGCCGACCAUCGCCAACCCCUGUCUUUAGAAACUAUCCUAGCCAUGAUCAGCUUCUACUGGUUCACCAAAUCAUACUCCAAAAGCGUAUGGCCGUAUCGUGAGCUGGGAAACUCGGUGCCACAGCCAGGAGCGUCCUUUGAUCAGGAGACAGUUGAUCUAAAGGCUCACAAUGAUGCUACAAGGAAGCCACUGGGUUAUUCUGCCUUUCCCAAGGAAAUACUAGUGAUUCCUCAAUCAUGGGCGCAGAAAACGUUUCCGAACUUGGUGUUUUAUAGAAGACAUUCAAUUGGCGGGCACUUCGCGGCGCUUGAGCAGCCGCAGGCUUUUCUCGAAGAUGUGGAAGAGUUCAUGCAAAUCGUGAGCGCGAAGUAG